GUAAAAAUGAAACUCCCAGCUACCAUUGCCGCCGCAGCGAUAAUUGCCACUGCACAGGCCACCCACAAACUUACGAUGAACGUUGAUAAUAGUGCCGCAAAAGGGACUAAUGCGUUCAAGGAUCAGGGAGCCAGUGUCGAGUGGGCUGUCAAAAUGCAGAUAUUUAACGCCGACAGCGAUUUAUACGAAGCUUGCAGAGACAGUGACUACAUCAAUAUGAACUGGCACAUUCAAGUAGGCAAGCCCUUUGGAAGACAGAGGGUAGGUGCGGAGUGUGGUGCCAUGGCCGGCAGCCCACCUGUGGGAGGACAUUAUGAUCCUACCUUUGCCUGCGGACCGGCUACUGAUGAAGUAGAGGCCUGCGCUGCAAUAGAUCGCUGCGUGGGCAGCGAUGACUUCAUCUACACAUGUAGUCCUGACGAGUAUGAGAAAAACCCAUAUGCGUGCGAGGUUGGGGACUAUUCUGGUAAGUAUGGUGCACUCAAGUUUAAGAUUGAUAAGCACAACAAGAACAUUGCUAGAGUAGUCGCCAGUGAUGUUGAUGAGUACGGACCGCAGCUGGAGUUGAUUGAGAACAGGGCCAUUACAUUACAUUGUGGAUCACCCAGAAUUUUCGGCGGAACCCUUUCCACCGGCACGCGUAAAUACACGACCACUGGCCACACGGGGAACAAUAACAAGAAGCAAAAUAAGCAUCGAAACAGCAACGGCGGCAAGAACCACAGAUAUCGCAACGAAUAUAUCAUUGAAUACUUUAUAGAUAAAACUUCAAUAAAAUAA
This is a messenger RNA of Sphaeroforma arctica JP610, 780 nucleotides long. RefSeq lists its product as hypothetical. The transcript has a single exon. Gene Ontology annotation, molecular function: metal ion binding. Gene Ontology annotation, biological process: superoxide metabolic process. The coding region runs from base 7 to 780 and encodes 257 amino acids. NCBI's taxonomy places the organism in Eukaryota, Ichthyosporea, Ichthyophonida. The record is from RefSeq and is a predicted model, not a curated record.